Messenger RNA from Racocetra fulgida, 804 nucleotides. The record is from the annotation of a GenBank genome assembly. Lineage: Eukaryota; Fungi; Glomeromycota; Glomeromycetes; Diversisporales; Gigasporaceae.
AUCCCUCAAUACAUUUUAGAAAGUUUUCCGGAGUUUAGGCUGAUUGGAGUAACUCAACCUAGGCGCAUAGCAGCAAUUACUGUAGCUAAGCGUGUAUCUGAGGAACAUGGUUCUAGAUUAGGUGAUGAUAUUGGAUAUUGCAUACGAUUUGACGAUUGUACAUCAUCUAAAACACGUUUAAAAUAUAUGACUGAUGGUGUUUUGUUGCGUGAGGCAACUAUUGAUCCACGUCUAGCACAUUAUGAUGUUAUAAUUGUUGAUGAAGCUCACGAAAGAACAUUAGAAACUGAUGUCUUAUUUGGAUUAUUAAAAGAAACUCAUCGGUUACGUCCGGAGUUAAAGAUUCUCGUAAUGUCUGCAACCCUUAAUGUAGAAAAAUUUUCGGAUUUUUUUAACAGCUGCCCGAUAUUUAUCAUUCCUGGGAGAACAUAUGAUGUGGCAAUUAAUCAUCAUCGCGAUGCAAAGAUCUCUAGCCUUAAAUCGACUUAUGUUCAACGUUCCGUAGAGACCGCUCUAUACAUUCAUACUCAAGAACCUCCAGGCGAUAUUUUGGUAUUUUUGACUGGCCAGAAUGAAAUAGAGAAGGCUUGUAGAGACCUUGAAGAUCUGGAUCGAGGCCUAAAUUAUAAAACUGACGUAAAAUAUUUUGAAGAUGUAAGAGGCUUGGUGAUAUACCCUAUUUAUGCUACCUUAGAAACUAUGGAACAGAAGUCUAUAUUUGAUGAUCCUCCUCGAUAUACUAGAAAGAUUGUAUUUGCAACUAAUAUUGCUCAGACUUCUGUAACAAUACCUGGUAUCAAGUAA